UUAAAUGGCAGGAAGAAAUCGAUAUCCGUCAGACGGGCGGCCUUGUGGGGCCCAUGUCAUGCCACCUCAUCAUGACAAUAUGCUGGAAGAAGAACUUGAAAUGCAACAUCAUGAAAUUGGCAGGCUUUUAGGCGAAAAUCGAAGAUUAGUUGAAGACCGGAUUGGGCUGCAACAAGAAUUAAGUGGCGCACGAGAAGAAUUUAGGCGAAUGAACAUUGCAAUUACUGAAAUUCAAAAAGAAAAUGAAAUGCAUUCGCGGCAACUUAUUGAGAGUGGUUUGAAACUUGAAGCUGAUAUUCGGGCCACUGAACCGCUUAAAAAAGAGGCUGUGCAACUUCAUGAUGAAGUAAAAUGGCUUAAUUCUGUUACGCGUGAUUUAUAUGGGCAGAUCCAGACUCUCACAAAAGACCUUGCGGAACUGCAAGCUGCGAAUAACCAACUUCCAGCUUUAAGAAAAGAGCUUGAUGAAUUACACAAGAAGCUUCGCCAUGCUAGAGAUGCUAUUGGUUACGAGAAGAAGGGAAAUACCGAGCUUUUGGACCAAAAACACGCAAUGGAAAAGAAUUUGGCUUCUAUGGCAAGGGAAGUUGAAACGCUUCGGGCAGAACUUUCAAAUCCUGAUAUUAGAUCGUGGGGUCCCGGUAUGUAUUAUGUAAUUAGUUCUAAUGGUCCGUUUUCUACUCCACGGGCAGAGCUCGAGAAAUCUUGAACGACGGGUCGAUAAAAUGUGGAUAGUUCAGUUUGAAGUUACAUAUUCUCUCUCACUCAUGAAUGGGUAAAUGACCCAUCCCAUGGUAUAGCUAGGUGAAAAAGGACUUUUGGGUACUACCACUUGCAACAAUGAUUCUCUUAUAUAAGUUUUGGUUAAUUUCAUGAGAACUACCAUCACAUGUGAUUUCACAUUGUGCGGUUUAACUUUAAGGUUGUAUUAUUCUAUAAAUCUUAAAGACGAGGAGAGUUUUA
Molecule: messenger RNA, 963 nt
Organism: Helianthus annuus (common sunflower)
Lineage: Eukaryota; Viridiplantae; Streptophyta; Magnoliopsida; Asterales; Asteraceae
Product: protein FLX-like 3
Exons: 2
Coding region: 5-709 (234 amino acids)
Source: RefSeq, a predicted model, not a curated record